UGGCCAUUUCUGCGAUCCAAAAGCCUCAAACACCAUCGGCGAUAGAUCUUCCCCCUGCCAUCGUUUUCUUACUACAUUUCAAUUCUAGAAUCGAAACCCAUUCGAUUGCUGCACCUCACUUUACUGCGUGUCUUCCAAUUUCAAAUUGUUAGUUAAUUAAUUAGCGCGAAUCCACUGUGGAAACCCUAAAUUCCCAAAUUCUGUCCGCUCCCAAACCCCAUGGCCUCGAGAAAGAAGCAAUCCGAAGCCAUGGCUUUGCUGGUGUCCAAUUACAACGAUGAGGAAGAGGAUGAAGACAUGGAGGAUAUUGAACAAGACCUAAAAGAAGAAGAAGAAUACGAUGAAUAUCAAGAACGACGAGAACAGCGAGAAUACGACGAUUACGGAGAGCUGAGAAGAAGCUCGGAAGAUGCUUCAAUGGUAGACAUGGAUAGAAUAGUAGCUGGUGAUUCUGGUAACGACGAUAGCGCACCGCCUAAUGCUGGCGAUAAUGAGAAUUUGACUCCGAAUGAAGUUCAAUUUCGUCAUUCAACGCCGCAACUACGACAGCCGGUGCCGUCGGAUAGUUUAAAUAGAAGUAGGAGAGGGGCGCUUACGAUUGUGGACUAUGGGCAUGAUGAAGUUGCUAUGUCUCCUGAGCCUGAGGAAGGUGAAAUAGAAGGAAGUGGUCGCGUGAGGUUCGGUGCAGAUCUUUUAUCUGCUAAUGGUGAUUUCCACGAUAAGACACCUCCUGGAACAGUUCACAUCCUAACACCUCUCAAUCAAGCGACUCCUCAGUUAUCUGAACCAUCUCAAUCUGAUACAAUGAACGAUACUGCACUUGAAUCAGAGGGUAUAGAUGCUGAACAGGCUGUUGCAGAAGAGCAAAAAGAUGUUGAUCCGUUAGAUAAGUUUCUCCCGCCACCAGUGAAAGCCAAGUGUUCAGAGGAGCUGCAAAGGAGGAUAAAUAAGUUUCUUGAAUUAAAGAGAUCUGGGAAAAGCUUCAAUGCAGGAUUGCGCAAUAAGAAGGACUAUAGAAACCCAGACUUUCUAUUGCAUGCAGUGAGGUAUCAAGAUAUUGAUCAGAUAGGGUCUUGCUUCAGUAAAGAUGUAUUUGACCCUCAUGGAUUUGACAAAAGCGACUACUAUGAUGAAAUAGAGGCUGAGAUGAGGCGUGAUAUGGAAAGGAGAGAUCAAGAAAGGAAGAGGAGUCAAAAGAUUGAAUAUGUUUCAGGAGGAACACAGCCUGGAAUAGUUGGUGCUGCACCUAAAAUUAACGUACCUGUUCCAGGUGUUUCGACCAUGGCUGCUUCUGGAUUGAACUCCUUGCCGCCUGCUCCUGAUGUCAUGCCACGGGACGGUAGACAGAACAAGAAGUCAAAGUGGGAUAAGGUAGAUGGUGAUCGAAAGAAUCCUCUUCCCUCUGGAGUGCAGGAUUCUAUGUCCACUGUGGGGACUCAAGCAACACUCUUAUCUUCUGGUGCUGGAUACAUGGCCUUUGCGCAACAGAGACGGAGAGAGGUGGAGGAGAAACGAUCUGGUGAAAGGAAGUUAGACAGAAGAUCUUGACCCGUUUCAUGUAUUUCUUCCUAGCAGCAGGGACGGAGAGAAGUGCAGGCAGCAUAUACACCAUUUCACCUUUAGUUCCAAUGCCAGGGGGCCUGUAUUUUUGUUAUGAAUAACACAUCUUGUACAUGGUCAGAAUGAAAUCCGCUUGAUGGCUGUUACAGUUUGAGGGAGGUCAAGGGCUUCAUCAAUUAAGUAAUCAAGUUUACCGAGUUAUCGAUUGCUUAAGGUCUUAAUUUUCCAUUGUGGUGCUGUUUAGAAAUUGAUGAGCUAUUCUUUGUGUGAAAUAAAAAUAAAGGAUCCCAAAAACCAAA
Prunus avium (sweet cherry) is the source of this 1859-nucleotide messenger RNA. RefSeq names its product transcriptional regulator family protein. Lineage: Eukaryota; Viridiplantae; Streptophyta; Magnoliopsida; Rosales; Rosaceae. Gene Ontology annotation, biological process: regulation of DNA-templated transcription. The record is from RefSeq and is a predicted model, not a curated record. Gene Ontology annotation, cellular component: nucleus.